This is a messenger RNA of Corylus avellana, 1800 nucleotides long. Its product is annotated as F-box/LRR-repeat protein At3g59190. NCBI's taxonomy places the organism in Eukaryota, Viridiplantae, Streptophyta, Magnoliopsida, Fagales, Betulaceae. The record is from RefSeq and is a predicted model, not a curated record. Gene Ontology annotation, molecular function: protein binding.
UGGUUGAACAAAUAUUUUCUUAAGAAAAGUGACCGACACAACUCAGUAGCAUUUUCGUUUUCAGUAUUUUUCCCUAGUUGUAUAACAACCUUUCUCUUCUCCUCCCUCACGACCCGCACCUGCUACCAGUUCCUCCGCCGCCACGCCAUCCCGGUCGGACACAUCGACUCCCUCCUUUCCGGAGCCGUCAAAGAGGCUGCCGACCAGCUUGGAUUAGUCCAAGGACGCUAUCGCCGGUGGCGUGAGCGGGGAACCAUCUGAAUCAUGGAGGCUAAUUCACUUAUUCAAAAACCCAUUAAGAAGCAGAAACUGAAUGUAGAACAGGACAUUGAUGGGAACAGUAAUUGCUUAGGUAACUUACCCGAGGAGAUUCUUCUACACAUUCUUUCCUUUCUUCGAACAGAAGAUGCUGUUAGGACAAGCGUGCUUUGCAAAAGGUGGGAAUACCUAUGGGCUUCGAUUCCCAAUCUAGAUUUUAACUUGUUACAUGCCUCGCACGCUAAGCGAAAGCUUAGGAGACCACUUUUUAUGAAGUUUGUGGACAAGGUGUUUUGCCUUCGUGACUCCUCUGUUAUAGAACGAUUCAGUCUCUGUUGUGAUGUGCUAAGUGAUGCAUCUCGUGUUAAUACGUGGAUCUCUGCUGCAGUAAGGCAUAAUGUUCAAGAGUUGUUUAUUACGCUUGAAAACAUCAAAAGAGAAUUUUCACUGCCUUAUUGCUUGUUUACUUCCAAGACAUUGACAAGCUUGGACCUUUAUAUGAGCUGUAUCUUCAAGCUUCCCUCUACAAUUUGUUUCUCAAAUCUCAAAGUCUUGAAUAUUGGAAAAGUAACAUUUUCAGAUGAAUACUUAACCCAGCAGUUUUUCUCUGGUCUGCCUGUCCUUGAGGAGUUGGAAUUAAACCGUUGCAGCUGGGUUGAUCUCAAGGUUGUGCGUAUUUCUGCUCCCAAGCUUCAUUCUAUGAGCAUAUUCGAAUUUGAGUGUUAUGGGGAUGGUUGUCAGUUUAUGAUUUUUGGAGUUGGUCUCAAAAAUUUUAAUUACUGUGGUUGUCUGUUAAACGAAUAUUGCUUAUAUGAGUCAUUCUCACUAGAAAAGGCAAGUAUUCAUCUUGGAACUAAUGAUACAUCAGAACAAAUUGCUCAUCGCGUGCAUAAGCUUCUUACAGGGCUCUCCAACGUACAAUUCCUAAGACUUUCCUCUAAGGUGGUUAAGGUUCUAAGAUAUGCAGCAGAACUCCUACCUCAUAUGCCUAUGUUCAAUAACCUGGUGAGCUUGAUGUUCAAUGUCACUGAAAUGUCAAUAGAUCUUAGUUCUGAAGCACUGCUGAAGAUAUUGCAAAGAUCUCCUUGUCUUGAGAAUCUGAAAUUUUGGACGGGCGGUCUGACAUCAAAUUGUGAGGAAGAAGAUGAUAGGAUAUUGGACCCAGUGCCUUCAUGUUUUUUGUCCCAUCUCAAGCGGAUUAAAGUCGAUAGGUAUGAUGGAGAUGAGAAUAGGCUUUCUGCCAUAAAAAUUUUGCUCAAGAAGGCAGUUGUCUUGGAGAAAAUAGUUAUAUUUUUCUCGGUGUUUCUGAGCUUAGAGAAUCGAGUGAAGUUUUGUAAACAGUUGAUAGAGCUCCCUAGAGGAUCACACAAUUGUAAAAUUGUUGUGAAAUGGUAUGAUUGUUCCCCUGAUAGGUCAACAAAAUGUAAAAUUGUUUUGUCCUGAUCUUUUAUUGAGCCCUUGCUCUAGAAAAAAGCCAUGAAAUUCCUGUAUUUUUUUGGAAAUGUAAAGUAUGGCUUGUGCUAAUUCCGUGAAUUUGGAAUA